AUGGGUUUAAUCUACUGGCUGCGGAGGCUGUACUCCCUGGAUACCCUCGACACUCGUUUCACCGUCUCCUCCACGACUCCUCUCAAGGCCGUCACCACACCCUCGUAUGCUCCUGGCGCGAGUGCUACCGAUGUCGAUGGCAAGAGAUCGGACUCGGCGAGAGCUGGCGCGCCUCCUUCGAGAUGGAAUACAGUUGAAUUCUAUGUCUACUACCUGGUUUUCCUUACUGUAGUGCCGCUGAUGUUCAAGGCAGUAAUCGAUAUCUCACAGCAUCCGGGCUGGAUACCAGGGCGUAGAGUGGAUAACUCAGACUCGCAAUACUCGACCUUCCGUGAUAACAUUCCCUACAUGACCAUACUGCUGGUGCUCCAUCCAUGCCUUCGUCGAGCCUACGAUCAUUUCUUUCCUGCAAAAGUGUCAACAGCCCGUCCGAUAGGCGGGAAGGCCAAGGACGAUGAUAAACCCCAAGGUGCUGCUGUUAACGCAGACGCUCGAUUGAGACAGCGGGUAGUCUUUGAUUACGCCUUUGGGAUAAUACUUAUUUUGGCCCUUCACGGGAUAUCCGCACUCAAAGUCCUUACCAUCCUCUGGAUCAAUUAUAUGAUUGCGACCAGGCUCCCCCGAGCGCGGAUACCUCUCGCCACAUGGGUGUUCAACAUUGGCAUACUAUUUGCAAACGAGCUACUCGAAGGAUAUCGUUUUGCAGAUCUUGCGUUGCUCCUAUCCUCGUUUAACCCUGGUUCUCCCCUCGUAGCGUGGGCUAAAUCGAUUGAUGGGAUCGGAGGGCUCGUACCGAGGUGGGAAGUUCUAUUCAAAAUCACUGUUCUCAGACUCAUCAGUUUCAACAUGGACUAUUACUGGAGUCUGGAUUAUCGGCCUGGAAGCCCUGUAGAGAAGAAACAAAUCGAUCCCUCUGCAUUAUCAGAGCGUGAUCGUGUCUCUACACCUGCGCCGCCAUCUGCAUACAGCCCGGAAAACUACCUGGCUUACAUUCUUUAUUCGCCGCUCUACCUUGCUGGUCCAAUUCUCACCUUCAACGACUACAUAAACCAACAACACUACACCCCUGCUUCUCUUACCCGAACCCGCACCAUCCUUUAUGGAAUACGCUUCCUCCUCACGCUCCUGUCGAUGGAGCUGAUUCUACAUUUUAUCUACGUUGUUGCAAUUUCCAAAUCCUCUCCAGACUGGUCGGCCUAUUCGCCCUUCCAGCUCAGUAUGCUGGGAUACUUCAACCUCCACAUCAUCUGGCUAAAGCUACUAAUACCCUGGCGGUUUUUCCGUCUCUGGGCGUUAAUUGACGGCAUCGACCCUCCCGAAAACAUGGUCAGGUGUAUGUCCAAUAAUUACUCUGCCCUCGCUUUCUGGCGUGGCUGGCAUCGGUCAUUCAACAGGUGGGUUGUUCGCUACAUGUAUAUCCCACUUGGCGGUGGUGGGCGAGGUAGAUCUAGCACCAGCAACCCCGGUGAUAGUAGUAAACCGUCUUUACUCGCCAAAGCUCGGGGUGUCAUGAACUUUCUCGCCGUCUUCACCUUCGUUGCAAUCUGGCAUGACAUCAACCUCCGACUGCUCAUGUGGGGGUGGCUCAUUACCCUCUUCGUCUUACCAGAAGUCAUUUGCACCAUUCUUUUCCCGGCAAAGAAAUGGCAGUCACGCCCAAACACAUACCGCGUGUUAUGUGGAAUUGGAGCGGUGGGGAACGUCCUUGCAAUGAUGGCCGCGAAUCUCGUCGGGUUUGCUGUCGGGCUGGACGGCCUGCAGGGGCUGGUACAGGGUAUCGUUGGCUCUUAUUCUGGACUUGGGUUCCUCGCUGCCGCGUGCGCAGCGCUGUUCGUUGGAGUCCAGGUGAUGUUUGAAGUAAGGGGAGCGGAGUUACGGGCCGGUGUCAGGCUGAAAUGUUAG
Arthroderma uncinatum is the source of this 1902-nucleotide messenger RNA. RefSeq names its product glycerol uptake protein 1. Gene Ontology annotation, biological process: GPI anchor biosynthetic process. Gene Ontology annotation, cellular component: endoplasmic reticulum. Bases 1 to 1902 code for a protein of 633 amino acids. The record is from RefSeq and is a predicted model, not a curated record. Lineage: Eukaryota; Fungi; Ascomycota; Eurotiomycetes; Onygenales; Arthrodermataceae. The transcript has 4 exons.